Capronia coronata CBS 617.96 is the source of this 2592-nucleotide messenger RNA. Its product is annotated as kinesin family member C1. NCBI's taxonomy places the organism in Eukaryota, Fungi, Ascomycota, Eurotiomycetes, Chaetothyriales, Herpotrichiellaceae. The coding region runs from base 1 to 2592 and encodes 863 amino acids. Gene Ontology annotation, biological process: microtubule-based movement. The transcript has a single exon. The record is from RefSeq and is a predicted model, not a curated record. Gene Ontology annotation, molecular function: microtubule motor activity; ATP binding; microtubule binding.
AUGUCAUCCACCCAUUCGCGAACUCCCUCCUCGUUCUCCCAAUCGCACCGCAGCAACUCUCAAUACUCAAGAAACACAUCAAGCUCGACGACAGCCUCUGCCUUUUCAGCCAGCGUGGGCAGCGGGAUCCGACCACCGAGUAUUCACGCGUCUUCGAACCUUGCUCGACCGAAAUCUUCGCUGGCGAAAGAAAGAGCGACGAGAAUGGCCGACUCGAGGCCUGCUACAUCUCUAGGAACUCGUGGAGGAAACCAGGAAGGCCCUAAUAAACGUAUGGUUUCUAUCUCCAACCUCUCCCUGCCCUUUGGCGCCCGUGCCCCAGUCAAUGGAUCUGUGUGUAUACAAAAGAGACUGCCUCGAAGUUUCUCCACCAACAAAGCCCUUGGUCUGCAUGUGCGUCCGGUCCCGGGUAAACGUGACCUGUCGUCCACCUCCUCAAUCACCAACGGCCUGGCAGAUCUUUCGUUGGGCCCAGAAACCCCCAAGGCAAAGCAACCAGACAGCCCUUCGAGGAUUCCCCGACCGUCUCCGUGUACUCCCAGUGGACCGGAGAAGCAUCAUUUCGCCCCCCAGCCUUUCCCCAAACUGACUGCCACAUCUCCCCGCAAAAAGCAAAAGGAAGUCUUUCUGACAAAGUAUUCUGAUUUAGAAGCCUGGGAUCCCGAGGAACAAUAUGGCAAUAUGGAACGAAUGUACGAGGAUGUGUGCAGGCACUACAAACAAGCCAUGGAGGACAACGUCGAAGCGAAAGAGGUCAACACUUCCUACAAGUCCACCAUUGCGAACCUCGAACAAGAACGGAAAGACCUGACAGAAGCAAUGAUAGCUCUAAGAUGUGAAUUGGAGACAACAAAAUACCGCCUUGAAGCCGCCGAACGAUCGAAUCACGAAUUGAAACGAGACAAUGAGGAAGAAGUCGAAGACCUCAAACGUCAACACCGAAUAGACUCGGAAUCCAUCCGGCAGUCUCACCGGGAAGACAUGGAUCGCCUCAAGGCCGAUCACAGAGAAGAAAUAAGGGACUUGAAGAGAAGAUUAGAGGAGGAACUGGAAAGUGAACGGAGUCAACGACUACAGGCAUUGGCUCAAGUCUCCACACAAGGCGCCCUCGAGAAGCAACGACACGAAAUGGACCUCCAGACAAAGGAUCAGGAAAUCAGGACCAUCAGUAUGGAAGUUGAACGGCUGAAGGUCGACCUUGAAAGAGAGCAGAUGCUCAAUGACGAACUUCGGCAGAACCUGGCCUCGGCUGGGACUACUGCAGUUGCCAUGGAGAGUUCACGGCAAGCCUUGCAAGCCAAGAUCGAAUAUCUCGAAUCUGACAACAAGUCUCAAUCGGAAGCUUACGCAGCCAUGGAGAGGAGGAUGAAUGAAGCUCUCGAGAAGGCGACAGAGUGCGAGGAAAAACUUAGGAAGGAGGAAAUGCUUCGACGAAAACUACACAAUCAAGUACAGGAGUUGAAGGGCAACAUCCGGGUGUUCUGUCGUGUCCGACCGACCAUCAAUAGUGAUCAAUCGGAAGAGACGGCCAAGAUCACGAUUCCAGAGUCCGAAGAGGAAGCCAAAGACAUCGAAGUCAAAGGGCCCGAAGAGACCAACAGCCUGGGCAAGGUGACGACCAAAACGCACCAGUUCUCUUUUGACAGAGUAUUCGAUCCUACCAGCAACAAUGCCGAGAUCUUUGAGGAAAUCAGUCAACUGAUUCAAUCCGCGCUCGACGGCUACAACGUGUGCAUUUUUGCAUAUGGUCAAACGGGCUCGGGCAAGACGUUCACAAUGUCCUCCGAUGACGGAAUGAUCCCACGAGCUCUGCGACAGAUCUACAGCACAAGCAAAGAGCUGGAGAGCCGAGGAUGGACAUAUACGAUGGAAGGCAGUUUCGUCGAAGUGUAUAACGAAGAGCUACGGGACUUGUUGGGUAAAGACGGCGACAACGGGCCGAAAAAGCACGAGAUCCGGCAUGACAUGACGGCCUGCGAAACCACCAUAACAGACGUGACAACUUUGAAUCUCGACAGCCAGGAACAAGUCGAGGGGAUCCUGGCGCAAGCCAUGGCCCGACGGUCGGUGGCGGCAACCAAAGCCAACGAACGCAGCAGUCGCAGCCAUUCGGUCUUCAUCCUCAAACUGGCCGGGUCUAACUCGAUCACGGGCAAGAAGAGCAAAGGCACUCUGAAUCUGGUCGACCUGGCAGGCUCGGAACGUCUGUCGCAUUCGAAAGUCGAAGGCGCCCGGCUCAAGGAGACGCAAAACAUCAACAAGUCUUUGUCGUGUCUGGGCGAUGUCAUUGGCGCGUUGGGCCAACAGCAACAGGCAAGUUCUGGCAGUGGUGCAGGUCCCUUCAACCCGAGGGACAGUGUCAACAAUGGAUCGGGGUCGGGAUCUGGAUCUGGUGGUGGCCAUAUCCCCUAUCGAAACAGCAAACUCACUUAUCUGUUGCAGUUCAGUCUCGGGGGCAAUAGCAAGACGCUCAUGUUCGUCAUGGUCGCGCCUGAGAAGAAGUGUCUCCCGGAAACGAUCACCAGUCUCAAGUUUGCGGACAAGGUGAGCAGGACGAGGAUCGGAGUUGCAAGGAAGAGCGGUGGGAGAUGA